AUGGCACCCACAUCUGCGUCAGCAUCCGACCGAACCGGAAGCGGCGAAUCGACUGCGCUGCCAGAGCCUACCCCGCACCAGCUGUCCAAACGCCAACAGUAUGAUGCCCUGGUAGAUGCAGAGGUGGGUGCAGAAGUGAAUACAUCGCUCGGAUCCCCCGCAUCGCAUCCGUCGUAUCCAGCAGCCGCAUCGCUUUGCCGCGCAUACCCGACGCAGGCAUCGGCCAUCUUCCAGACCUACCUCGACCUCAAGAACGGCGCGGCCGCAUGGGACGUCGUUGAGCCUCUUGCCCUACGUCAUCCGCAGCAAGCACCCAAAAGCAGCACAGCGGUGUCGGGCAGUGCGGAGCUGGCAGGCUUGUCCGAUUCAGAGGCGCACGAGUUGGUGCAAACGACGCUAGCGAGCUGGAAGAACGCCGACACACGGCUCGGACUCGUCAACCCGCCCGAGCCAGAGCAAGACCAAGAUGGUGAUCCUAUGCUGACGCAUGGACUGGCUGCGAUCAAGGGCCGCAGAAAGAACGCAACCGCAUACGAGAUCGUGAUUCCUCUGACCAUCUCGCAACACCUCACCACUUUGCAACUCGUCGGGAUCUUUACCCUGCUCACUCAACACGCCGCCUCGUCCACCGACACCGUCGACACCUCGCACGUGCUGCUCGCCAUCAUCGCGCCCGACUCGACGCUCGUCUACUACACCGUGUCCAAAGACAUGGUCAAGCCCGUCAACUGA
Moesziomyces antarcticus is the source of this 732-nucleotide messenger RNA. RefSeq lists its product as uncharacterized. The record is from RefSeq and is a predicted model, not a curated record. Gene Ontology annotation, cellular component: tRNA-intron endonuclease complex. The transcript has 4 exons. Gene Ontology annotation, biological process: tRNA-type intron splice site recognition and cleavage; tRNA splicing, via endonucleolytic cleavage and ligation. Bases 1 to 732 code for a protein of 243 amino acids. Gene Ontology annotation, molecular function: nucleic acid binding. Lineage: Eukaryota; Fungi; Basidiomycota; Ustilaginomycetes; Ustilaginales; Ustilaginaceae.